Talaromyces atroroseus is the source of this 3609-nucleotide messenger RNA. RefSeq lists its product as hypothetical. Gene Ontology annotation, molecular function: protein binding. The coding region runs from base 1 to 3609 and encodes 1202 amino acids. Lineage: Eukaryota; Fungi; Ascomycota; Eurotiomycetes; Eurotiales; Trichocomaceae. The transcript has 10 exons. The record is from RefSeq and is a predicted model, not a curated record.
AUGUCCAUCGCUAAAAUCCAUAACGAGUGCUAUCUCGCCUUCGAGGAGCUGUGUAACGCCGCACAGAAAUCAGAACGAUAUCAUGAGCUGUUAGACGAGUUCGAUAAGUACUGCUUAUGGGCUGGAAAUGUUGGCGCUGCACAUUCGGGCAAAACGGAAAAGCUUUCCUUGGACUACAGACUAAGAGAAGCAUCUUCCUACAAAGAUCAGGCGCAUCGGAUUCUUAUGGGAGAACAGAUUCCCUUCGAAGAGCUUUCAUCAUGUGCUACGAGUCACAAUGUCACGCUGUCGAACCCGAAAUUAGAGCUGAGCGUAGAUGAAGACUCGCCAUGGGAGGUAUCCUCGGAGUCCUCCAGCGAUCUUUGGCCAAGCGAAAAAUCACAGACAGACGGGACUAAAUUACCAGCAUCAUUGGAAUUUUCUUCAGAACCCGCUCCACAGAAGAUCACGGAGCUGUCGCAGCUAGUGGGAUCAAUUCGACUAGGCGUGACAUGCCUUUACAAACUUCCUUUACGAAAACCUGCACCAGUUGAUCGACUAAAUGACCGGUCAACAGAAGAAGUAUCAUGCUACCAAAAUUUCGACAUCACAUAUGUUAGAGACAAGUUUCCUGACCCGCGUCUCGGUGACGAUGUUACAAUCCGUUUGGGAAAGAUGAUUACCCGACGUCGGCAACUGCUUCUGUAUAGAGCAAGACACCGAAGCAAUCUUCAGACAAAUAUAGCCAUUUCGAAACUCGGAGUGAUAGAUUCUGCCGGAAAAGAUAUGGGACCUGCAAUGAUGCAUGAUGAGAAUGUAUCUCUCGCUCAAGAAGCAGCCACAAUGCCCAUGUCGGAAGCUAGAAGUAGAGAUAUUACGUUAAAGAGCAAGGCUACUACAUUCGAGAUGAAGGACAUGCCGCCAAUAAACGUGGAAAAUUUGCUGGCACCUUCCGUUGUCCCUUCAGACCGUGCGAGUUCUAUCGCGGCUAGUGAAGCCACCAAGGAUAUCCGCAUUGACGUCCCACCAGGGCCAAAGAGCCUCGAAGGUGGAAUUGCUCAAUUCGAGUAUCGAACCGUGCCUGGAAGCCACCAGGUGUACAAGACCCAGGCACAAUUUGUGAAGCACAUGAGAGAGUCUCAUGAAGUACAACUCGACCACUCAUCCAUACUAUUCAACGCUUUUCGUCAACCUUCAACGGCUCUCCACCAGCCAACAGUUGAUGGUCAAUCUGCUGGUGAACUGUGCAACCUUUGCUUUAGACCUACACAAAACUUAAAGCGACACGUGGCCCUCCAUCUUCAACAAAUCGCUUUGUUUGCUAUUCCUCGGGCAGACUAUGCGGUUGAUGACGAUGGUUUGAGUAGUGGCGAUUCGGAUGUCCCACGAAACAACUCGAUGAACUCUAUGCUGCAGAAUACUCAUUGUUCCGCCUCUCAGGAUCCAGAAAGCCUUUCCAAGGGUUCGAGUGCUGAUGACUUCGCCACAAUGGUCGCAAGAGCGGAGGAGUAUCAGUAUCCAACUGAGGAUGUGGUCGACCAGAUAGAAGUCCCUCCUACAGACGAGAUUGUCUGGGAUAACAUUACCGACAAAUUUUCGCGCGCUCGGGGAGGGAAUUCAGAACGAGCCCCGAUAGAUAUUAUUUUAUCUGAAGAAGUGGUUGAAAUCGAGAAGAACAUAAACGAAGUCCGUAAGACAGCCCAAAAGACAAUCGCUACAAUCGAGAUCUCAGAUAGUGACCGACGGCGCGAAAAAGUCAUUGCAAAGCUAUCGUAUGCAAAAGGUUCCACAUUCGACUCUUUCGGUGGGGCCUUUGAUCCGGGAUGCCAUCCAGAAACAAGAAUAGAUUUGCUUCAUCGGAUCAGGAAGUGGGCAGAAAACCGACAAGGAAAGUCGAUGUUCUGGCUACAGGGGAUGGCUGGCACGGGAAAAUCUACAAUUUCUCGGACAAUUGCCGAUGCCUUUGACAAAGAAGGAAAUCUAGGAGCUAGCUUCUUCUUUAAUCGAGGCGAGGCAGAUCGGAGUAGUGUGGCUAUGCUUUUUACCACAAUUUGUGCCCAACUCUUGGUCAAGAUUCCGUCACUGAUCGCUCACGUCGAAACGGCCAUUGAUAACGACCCCAACUUAUCUAACAAAUCUAUGGGAGAGCAAUUUGAGAAGCUUAUUUAUCAACCCUUGUCACAAAUUCAGCAUCACCACACUGCACUCUCUCAUCUUAUUAUCGUGAUUGAUGCCUUGGACGAAUGUUCGCGGGACGGAGACUCUCUGCUUCGCCUUUUAUCACAAACAAGAGAUAAGUGGUCAACAAGCUUGCGAAUAUUCGUCACUAGUCGACCAGAGCAGCCCAUCCGGUCUGGUUUUAAGGAUGUGCCUGUAGAUGCAUUCGAUUAUGUGGAGCUUCAUGAGAUACCGCGGCCUAUCAUCAGGCAAGACAUUACUACUUUCUUGAAAUACAGGUUUGCGCAAAUCCAAGUCCAGUAUACAAAAGCCGGCUGGGCACUUCCGCCUGACUGGCCUGGCUCUGAGGCUUUAUCAGCCUUAGUUGAAAUGGCGGUUCCGCUCUUUAUUUAUGCUGCUACCCUAUGCCGGUUUGUGGAAGACCCCCUGUGGUCGGACCCGACAGGCCAGCUGAAAAAGGUUCUUAAUUAUCGAGGAAUGGGACGUGACUCCGACAUAUAUAAGCUAGAUGCCACUUACUCUCCAAUUCUGAAUCAGCUAAUCCAUGGCCGUCCAGAGAAGGUGCAGAAAUCAUUGGUUGAGAGGUUCCGACGCAUUAUAGGCACAAUUGUUCUCCUAGCGGAGCCCCUUUCACGGUCAUCUCUAGCAUCUUUGCUUAAUAUCGAUGGCCAAGAGAUCGAAGGACAGCUCUCGUCUCUCCAUUCUGUCCUGAGUAUGCCAUCCUCUGCAGACUCUCCGAUAAGGAUGUUGCACUUCUCAUUCCGUGAUUUCCUAGUCGAUCCUAACAAACGUCACAUGAAUCCAUUCUGGGUGGACCAGACGGAAACCCACAAGAUGGUUAUAGCCAAAUGCCUUGAACGAAUGUCACAACCCGGAAGUCUCCAAGAAAAUAUAUGCAAUCUGGCAGGCUACGGAACGCUACGAACUGAGAUUAAUGGCAGAAUCAUAACCAACUACUUACCAUUAGACAUGCAAUAUGCUUGCCGCUUCUGGGUAUACCAUUUGAAAGAGAGUCAGACGCGCGUCAGUGACAAUGGUCCAAUCCAUAUAUUUCUACAGGAACACUUUUUACAUUGGCUGGAGUCAUUGAGCCUUUUAGGAAGAAUUGCAGAAAGUAUUAACCUAGUUCAGACAUUACAGACUGUUUGGAGUUCUUUUUUUAUGUGGUAUUUUCUUCUAAUAACCCUCAAGGGCCAUUCUGAAUUGGUUCAAGCAGUGGAGUUCUCUCCUGACAGAAAGUUGGUGGCAUCAGGCUCUAGCGACAAGACUGUCAAGUUGUGGGAUCUGGCCACUGGCGCUUUGCAGCUGACCCUCAAGGCCUAUUCUGAUGCAGUUUGCGCAGUGGCAUUCUCUCGUGACGGUAAGUUUGUGUCUUCGGGCUCUAGCGACAUGACUGUCAAAUUGUGGGAUCCGUAUUCUUUUUUAAUAGAUCUAGUUAUGGGCGCUCUAUGA